UGUCUGCAGGUUUUGCAUCUCUUUUUCUGGUAGGGUCUGGUACUGCUUUGAGUUGGUGUGCCCUGCUUGUGAAGAGCUUGCUUCUGAUUAUGAGCCUGGAGAGGCUGAGGGGUUGUUUGAAGGCCUGAAGAGGGGGUUUAGGAAAGAUUUAUUUCAGAAUGCGUUCAGGCACUGUAACAGAAGCAUUUGUUAAUACUUCCCUGAUAAAAUGAAAGAUGUCAAUAUUUUGAUGAACAUAUAGUGCAGGAGCUCAAAUGAGCACAGAUGAUCCAAUAAGACCCUUUCUUUUAAAAGUAAUCAGAAUUGGAAUAUUUCAACAAUUUUAUUACACUUGUGUGUAAAUCAUGACAUUAUUAAUUUGACUAAUGCAAAAUGCUAUUGCUUCUUAAGUAGGGAUAUUGGCCUUGCUCCAUGUAUCUUGCCUAUGCAAUAAGGACUGAAGGAUUGGGGGAUGUGUGAAAAGAUCACACAAAGUGAACCUGUAAAACAAUUCCUUUCCCUGUUGUUUUCUCCUUUUCCACUCAGCUAAAAUUCUUCAGUAAUCUUGUUUACAUAUACACUGUUGAAAACUUGUUGGGGGUCACAAUUGAAUGAUGGGUUUCAGAGUAGCAGCCGUGUUAGUCUGUAUACGCAAAAAGAACAGGAGUACUUGUGGGACCUUAGAGACUAACAAAUUUAUUUGAGCAUAAGCUUUCGUGGGCUACAGCCCACUUCAUUGGAUGCAUAGAAUGGAACAUAUAGUAAGAAGUUUUUAUAUAUACAGAGAACAUGAAAAGGUGGAGUAAGAGGUUAAUUAAUUAAGAUGAGCUAUUAUCAGCCAGAGAGAAAAACUUUUGUAGUGAUAAUCAAAAUGGCCCAUUUAGACAGUUGACAAGAAGGUGUGAGGAUACUUAACAUGGGGAAAUAGAUUCAAUAUUUGUAAUGACCCAGCCACUCCCAGUCUCUAUUCACACCCAAGUUAAUGGUAUCUAAUUUGCAUAUUAAUUCAAGCUCAGCAGUUUCUCAUUGGAGUCUGUUUUUGAAGCUUUUCUGUUGCAAAAUUGCCACCUUUAAAUCUGUUACUGAGUGGCCAGAGAGGUUGAAGUGUUUUCCUACUGGUUUUUGAAUGUUAUGAUUCCUGAUGUCAGAUUUGUGUCCAUUUAUACUUUUUGUGUAGAGACUGUCUGGUCUGGCCAAUGUACAAUGAUGGUAACUGAUAAAAGGUGGGGGAGGAUUUGUGGUACUCAUAACAAAAGGGCUAUAAAGUAUAGUGUAUCAUUUUUAAAGACAAAAUUUUGCAAUGGAAUUGUACUAUUGCUUACUGUGUGAAUUUGGGCAAGCCUCUUUAAUCUUUCUAUGCUCCAGUUCUCUAUCUGCAAAAUGGGAAUUAUAUUCUUUCUCCCAUGCUUUGUCUGUCUUGUGUAUUUAAAUUUUAACUUUUUGGGGCAGGGACUCUCCUAUGUAUAUGUAGUGUCUAGCACAACGGGGUCAGGAUCUCAGCUGGGUCUGUUGGAGUUACUGAAUGACAAAUAAUAGUGUGGAGGUUUUAAUAUACUGCAGUGUACCUUUCUAAGGCCAUGUCUACACUACCAGUUAUGUUGGUAAAACUUAUGUUGCCCAAGGGUGUGAAUAUUCCACCCCCCGGAGCAACAUAAAUGACACUGGCAUAAGUGGCAGUGUGCACAGCAGGAGAGUUUCUCCAGCUGAUGUAGCUACCGCGGCUCGUCAGCAGUCGUUUAAUUGUGCUGACAGGAGAACUCUCUUCCAUUUGCAUAGAGUGGCUACACAAGAGAUCUUACAGUGGCACUGCUGCAUUGGUACAGCUUUGCCACUGUAAGAUCUCUAAUGUAGAUAUAGCCUAAGUAACCAUUCUUUGGUAACUUGGGAGUUUUUCUACCUGUAACGUAAUGUGUUUUUUAUUGUGUAUUUUGUUUAGCCAUGACUAUUGAUCAGGACCAUGAUUUUGCAUCAUUUACAGUUUAGUGUGUUUGUGUUUUACUUUCUUCCUUGUCUUUUAUCCUUCCUCAUCAAAGUGUUUGCUCUGACGUAGCUUGACUUAUAAAUAACUGGUCUGAUUUAUUUACUGCUGAUUCGUAUCUCAGAAACUGGGCAAACAGCUAAUAAGAUUGCUAAAAACGUAUAGUGAGUACAAAGGUGGAGGACAUAUGCUGUCAUCAUGAAGCUGGAGAUGUCUAGACUAAGAGAAUAGAACAACCCCUUCUGCGAAGUGUUACUCAACCACUGAGGUGGGGCAGAACUGCAUGCCACCAUUAUAUGAUGUGAACAACUGAGUAAGAAUGGAUGAGACAUAAAACAGAGGUACUGACGACUUGUGUUCACUGGAUUCGUUGCCUUUCCUGUUAUCCCAAGUUUUUCAAACACUUGAGCUGUCUCAGCACUGUUGACAAAGCUGAGAUGGCUGUAAACUCAGGGCUACCACCUUACUAUGAAAAUCAUGGUUAUCAGCCAGAAAACUUCUAUAUUUCCAGACAGCCUGUGGAUGCUAACGUGUAUCCACCAUAUUAUCCUCCAUCGGUGCCACAUUAUGUCCCAAGAGUUCCUGCUCAUCAGUCAGCUCCCCCAGUAGUACAGCCAAAGCCGCCAUCAGCAAAACUGUGCACGUCAAAAGUUAAGAAAACUCUAUGCAUCGUUUUAUCCGUUGCAAUAAUACUAUCGGUUUCCAUAAUUGCAGCUAUGCUUAUCUGGUAUUUUGAGGCCAAUAGCUGUUUUGGCUCAUCAAUAGUGUGUGGAUCUUCAGGAACAUGUGUGUCACCAUCUCAGUGGUGCGAUGGAGUGGUCCACUGUUCCAAUGGUGAAGAUGAAAACCGAUGUGUUAGACUCUAUGGACCAAAUUUUAUCCUGGAGGUCUAUUCAUCUGUCAGCAAAUCCUGGUAUCCAGUAUGUCAAGAUGACUGGAAUAAUAACUAUGGAAAGAUAGCUUGUAAAGACAUGGGAUAUAAUGUAAAGUCUUAUUACUAUAGUCAAGGAAUAACACAUGAAAGAGGUUCUACAAACUUUAUGAGGUUGAAUACAAGUGCUGGGAACAUAGAUCUAUACAAAAAACUGUAUAACAGUGACUAUUGUGCGUCUGGAAAAGUGGUAUCUCUGCGGUGCAUAGAGUGUGGCUUAUCCCGUAAAAAUGUGAAUCCUUCAGGCAGAAUUGUGGGUGGAAGUGCUGCAAAGCUGAAGGAAUGGCCAUGGCAGGUCAGCCUUCAAGUCCAAGGCUCCCAUGUAUGUGGAGGCUCCAUUAUCACCCCUGAAUGGAUAGUGACAGCUGCUCACUGUGUAGAAGGACAGCUUUCUUCUCCAUACUACUGGAGAGUGUAUGCUGGGAUUCUGACGCAAAAGGAAAUGCGCGAGAGAAGUGGAUCCAGGGUGCAGAACAUAAUUUCCCAUCCAAAUUAUGAUUCAGAUUCUAAAGACAAUGAUGUUGCCCUGAUGAAGUUACAGACACCGCUGAGUUUUACUGACACUGUAGCACCUGUUUGUUUGCCUAACCCUGGAAUGAUGUUCCAACCUAAUCAACAGUGCUGGGUAUCUGGAUGGGGAGCAGAACACCAAGGGGGUAAAAGUUCAGGUGUCUUGAAUGCCGUAAUGGUGCCUUUAAUACAGCGUUCUAGAUGUAAUUCUGCCAGUUUCUAUAAUGGCUUAGUUUUGCCUACCAUGAUAUGUGCUGGGUAUCUGGAAGGAGGAAAGGAUUCCUGCCAGGGUGACAGUGGAGGUCCGUUAGUAACUGAGAAAAACUCAGUGUGGUGGCUAGUUGGUGACACAAGCUGGGGAACUGGCUGUGCCAGUCGCAGAAAACCUGGAGUUUAUGGAAAUAUGACAAUGUUCACUGACUGGAUUUAUAGAAAUAUGCAGGCAAAUAGAUGAUCAUGGUAUCUGCCAUUCGUGCUGAAUCAUUUUCAAGAACAAUCCUAAAUGGAACUAAGGCUUUCUUGGCUACCUUAUUAUGUACUUUUAAAAAGAAUUUCUAGGUCCUUACAAUUUUUUUACUAC
Messenger RNA from Caretta caretta (loggerhead turtle), 3978 nucleotides. It is a transcript of the gene TMPRSS2, whose product is annotated as transmembrane serine protease 2. Gene Ontology annotation, molecular function: serine-type endopeptidase activity; protein binding. Gene Ontology annotation, biological process: proteolysis. Gene Ontology annotation, cellular component: membrane. The record is from RefSeq and is a predicted model, not a curated record. NCBI's taxonomy places the organism in Eukaryota, Metazoa, Chordata, Testudines, Cheloniidae.